This is a messenger RNA of Sphaeroforma arctica JP610, 336 nucleotides long. RefSeq lists its product as hypothetical. Bases 1 to 336 code for a protein of 111 amino acids. The record is from RefSeq and is a predicted model, not a curated record. The transcript is spliced from 2 exons. NCBI's taxonomy places the organism in Eukaryota, Ichthyosporea, Ichthyophonida.
AUGUCUUCACGUCUGAUACAGCGAGCUUUAGAAGUCUACGACAGAACGAAGCCUACAACCAUCAAACAGAGUACUAUACUGAAUGUACAAACUACACAACACACGAUAACAGAUAUAAAACCCAAAGCUUACAGCAAGAAAGGUAUCAUGAAAACCAGGCGAAAUGAAGGAAAGGCAGUCAAGAAACAGAUUAGAGAGGCCGAGAUGAAGCGUAUAUUCGAAGAAGUGGCUAAGCCUGUUAAUCAUAGAGCCGAAAAUCUCAAGAGAUUGGCAGCGAACUCUAGCACGAUCGCUUACAAGAAAACUGAGGCUUCGCGGAAGAAGCAGUAUUUAUAA